Antechinus flavipes (yellow-footed antechinus) is the source of this 1185-nucleotide messenger RNA. RefSeq names its product olfactory receptor 287. Lineage: Eukaryota; Metazoa; Chordata; Mammalia; Dasyuromorphia; Dasyuridae. Gene Ontology annotation, biological process: G protein-coupled receptor signaling pathway. Gene Ontology annotation, molecular function: G protein-coupled receptor activity; olfactory receptor activity. Bases 14 to 940 code for a protein of 308 amino acids. The transcript has a single exon. The record is from RefSeq and is a predicted model, not a curated record. Gene Ontology annotation, cellular component: membrane.
UCCUGUUUCAUGGAUGGAAAAGAAGAACCUAUCUAACUUGGAGGAAUUUAUUCUCCUGGGAUUCCCAGGGACACAGGGUUUGCAGAUAACUCUCUUCUUAUUGUUCUUUAUCAUGUACGUGCUCACUGUAAUGGGCAACAUGGCCAUCAUCACGCUGGUGUGUACCAAUCAGCGCCUUCAGACCCCCAUGUACUUUUUCCUCUGUAAUCUCUCCUUCUUGGAGAUCUGGUUCACCACAGCCUGUGUCCCUAAGACCCUAGCUAAUUUUGCAUCUCAGAGCAAAGCCAUCUCCUUCAUCAGCUGUGCCAUCCAAAUGUACUUUGUCUUCUCCCUGGGUUGCACUGAGUAUUUUCUCCUAUCUGUGAUGGCGUACGACCGCUAUCUGGCCAUCUGCUAUCCUCUGAGGUACAGCUCCAUCAUGACCUCCUCUGUCUCAGCCCGGCUCGCCCUGGGCUCUUGGGUGUGUGGCUUUUCAGUCAUAACUGUGCCCACCAUCCUCAUCACUCGCCUCUCGUUUUGUGCCUCCAAUGUCAUCAAUCACUUCUUCUGCGACAUCGCCCCAUGGAUUGUGUUAUCAUGCACUAACACACGGCUGGUAGAACUGGUGGUUUUUGGGAUUUCCUUUUGUGUCAUCUUGGGCUCCUGUGCUAUCACCUUGAUCUCCUACAUCUAUAUCAUCUCCACCAUUGUGAGGAUUCCCUCGGCCCAGGGGCGAUACAAGGCAUUUUCCACCUGCUCCUCCCACCUCACUGUGGUACUCAUCUGGUAUGGUUCCACAAUUUUCUUGCACGUGAGAACCUCUGUUGAGAGUUCCCUGGACUUGACCAAGGCCAUUACGGUCUUGAACACUAUUGUAACCCCUGUACUCAACCCCUUUAUAUACACACUUAGGAACAAAGAUGUGAAAGAAGCCUUUUGGAAAACAGUCAGUGGGAAGUGAAAUUCACCCAGACUUGGAGAAAGUCUUCUCAGGAGUUCAGUUGGGUAAUGGAGGUUUGAGAACUUCCCUAGCUCCAGCUUUACACAUAAGCUUUCUCUACUGUGUUUCUUUUAGUUAAAACUGAUCAAACCUAAAAUAUGGGGGCAUGUUGACUAAUUAACUCUGGAAUAGGGACGGGAUUGAGUUAUGUAAUGGAGAUAAUAUAAACACUAUCACUGAUAAAAUGUCAUUAAUGAUAUUGAAUU